This is a messenger RNA of Melanotaenia boesemani (Boeseman's rainbowfish), 2014 nucleotides long. Its product is annotated as probable G-protein coupled receptor. The transcript is spliced from 2 exons. Bases 377 to 1657 code for a protein of 426 amino acids. NCBI's taxonomy places the organism in Eukaryota, Metazoa, Chordata, Actinopteri, Atheriniformes, Melanotaeniidae. Gene Ontology annotation, biological process: G protein-coupled receptor signaling pathway. Gene Ontology annotation, molecular function: G protein-coupled receptor activity. Gene Ontology annotation, cellular component: signaling receptor complex; plasma membrane; endosome. The record is from RefSeq and is a predicted model, not a curated record.
GGCUCAGAUCAGUUCCGUGAGAAAUCAUCUGAAGCUACAAGACAGCAGGACACCUUUUCAUCUGGAAGCAACAUCUGGGACUUGAGUUUGAUGUUUUACAAGGUUUUACAGACAAGCUAUAACCAUGCCUUGGGAACUUUUUAGCUUUACUUGAACUUUUUGGAGGACAAACAGAUUUUCAAAAAGUAAGAGCUACUAAGUUUUUGUUUAAGUGAGCAGAUGUGUAGUUAGGUAAACCUAACUGGGAUUAUUUGUGUGAAGUUUAUUAAGGAUUGAAGAUUAUUUAUUUGAUUUCUGGGAGAUCCUUUGACCUUGCUGCAGAAUGAUGGGGAAUGCUGGAAUACCGAUUUGUUCUCUGAAAUCACUAUUAUGAGUCAUGGAGGAAAACAGUACUUUUCUAACUCCACAGUACAAUGACAGCACCUCUGCAUGGGCUCCAGUGCCCUCUGUUCCCAGCAGACAGCUGGGCACCCUUCCCAACCUUCAGACACGCUUCAAGGACCUGACAGGGAUGUUUUUCAUGGUGACCCUGAAUGUUCUGGCACUGCUGGCCAACACUGCUGUUCUGGUGGUUGUCAUCAAAGCUCCUCAUCUCAGGAAAUUUGCCUUUGUGUGUCAUCUCUGUGCUGUGGACCUACUAUGUGCCAUCUUGCUCAUGCCUCUUGGCAUUGUGUCCAGCUCCCCGUACUUUGCUGGUGUGGUUUUUACUGUGCUGGAGUGCCAGGUCUACGUUUUCCUCAAUGUGACCCUAAUAGCUGCCUCUAUAUUCACAAUCACAGCCAUCAGUGUGGAGCGUUACUACUACAUUGUCCAUCCCAUGCGCUAUGAGGUCAAGAUGACGCUAAAGCUCACUGCAGCUGUUAUGGUGAUGGUGUGGGUGGCUUCUGCUGUGCUGGGGUUGUCCACUGUGUUUGGAUGGCCGUCUUAUGGCAGCCUGAACUCCAUCAGUGCUGCUCACUGCUCACUUCACUGGAGCAGCAGUGAGCACAGACGUAUUUUCUCUGUGCUCUUCAGUGUUACCUGUUUCUGUUUGCCAGCUGCAGUGAUUUUUGCUGUCUACUGUAACGUGUACAAGGUGGCUCGCGUGGCAGCCCGGCAGCAUGGACCUUUGCCUUCCUGGACGAACAGUCAGCUGAAGCAUCGCUCUGACUCUAUAAACAGCCAAACCACCAUAAUCACAACUCGCAACGCUCCUCGUAGGAUUGCACGUGACCGGCCUUUUGGUGGGGGUAAAGCUGCGCUCACUCUUGUGGUCAUUGUUGGCCAGUUUCUAAUCUGCUGGCUGCCUUACUUUGCUUUCCAUCUCCACUUGAUACUAGAUGCAACACCUAACAUCUCUGAUGAUCUGGAGGAAGCAGUCACCUGGCUGGCCUAUUCCUCCUUUGCUAUCAACCCUUUUUUCUAUGGGCUUCUUAACCGGCAGAUCAGGGAGGAGCUUUAUAAGCUCAGGCGCUGCUACUCAGCCCGGCCGAUGAUGCUGGCUGCUUCCAGCCAUGAAGGUUCGGUUCAUGAGAAUUUCUUGCAGUUUCUCCACAGGACCAGUUGCACCAUAGAGACGCAUGCUAGCUUUGCCACUUCCAGUCCUAGAAAUACUCUGGAUCAAACUGGACAAACUAGUUUCAGGAUACCAGGGCAGAUCCCAGAAGAGUUUAACUAAAUAUACCUCACUGUUGUGCCUCAGCACUAGCUGUCAGCAGAAUAUAAGACUGAAUAGGGGAUAACAUUACAUAAUUCCUGUCAGCAGUGCACUGUAAGUUUUGCAUUCAGUAAAAAUAAAUGAGUUUAGUCUUUGAAACUUUAUACUUUUUAUCCACAAAGGCUUACAGACCUCUUAAAAUGGUCAUAGUAAAGCUACUAGUAAAGAAUUACAAAGGUACUGAAGUUUGUUUUCUGCUGUCAACAUAUUUAAUUUAUUAAAAUGUAAUUAACUUAAAUAUUAGAUUUUUACUUGAAAAUACAGAAUCAGUCAACAGAGCAACAUGUAAAAAUUAUUUUAGAAAUUAGAUUUAUUAUA